Messenger RNA from Paramecium tetraurelia, 924 nucleotides. RefSeq lists its product as uncharacterized. The transcript is spliced from 3 exons. NCBI's taxonomy places the organism in Eukaryota, Ciliophora, Oligohymenophorea, Peniculida, Parameciidae. The record is from RefSeq and is a predicted model, not a curated record.
AUGUAAAUUACAUAAAAUUCACACUCACCACCACCUAUAAAAAAACAGCAUCUCAAAUUGCAUGUCUAGCCUAUUUAAUUGCCAGAUGCAAAUGUGUUGAAUAGGACUGUGGGCAAUUCAGAUCCUGAGAUUAGUAGUAAGAUAAUUAAGACAGAAAGAAUUACAGCAUUUAAGCAAAGCAAAAAGUUUCACAUUAAAUAAGUUUAAAACAACACUCAUAAUCGAUUAUAAACAAAUCAUCCAAGGCUUUUGUUAUAAGAGAAUGAUGGUUUAUCUCUGAUAUUGCAGAAACAAUCCUUGACAACAACAUCUGAGAAGAUUAUCACAAAAUAAUUAGUCACUGAGUUGAAAAACAAAAUAGAUUAGUAGGACUCCAUCAUUAGAUUAUAGGAGUUCAAAAUUAAUAGAUUAUAAUAGGAACUGUUAUCAUAAAAAUACUAUUGCUCAAAUUUAUUAGCUAAAAUAUUUUAAAAUGAUCCUAAAAAUUAAUACAUAAAUACACUGAAAGUUCCAAAAAUAGGAUUUCAAAUUUAAGAGAAUACUUAAUUAAGUUCCUUAUAGCCAUCUUUAUUAAAGCCAUCCAAUAAUCUUGAUUAAACAAGAAUUAAAAAUUUGCAAAAUCAAAUUAUAUCACUCAAACUGUAAUAGUAAGAAUUCAAAAAUUUUAUCAAAGAUGCUUUUUUCUCAUUUAAAAAGAUUAUUUAAUCCUUUGAAACACAAUCAAGAGAAAAGAUUUAAGGAGUUCAAACUGAGCAUAAAUUACUUUUGAACUCUCUUGAAGAAAUUAUCAAAACGAAUAACAUAAAUAAAACAGAAGAACUAAGCAAAAUCAAUCAAAAAGCUGAAAUUAUUUGUUAAGAGUAUAUUCUUUCUGAAGCAUAAAAGGAGGUCUACUAUUAAAAAUGUCUUUCAUUGUUAGGUUGA